Molecule: messenger RNA, 2421 nt
Organism: Arachis stenosperma
Lineage: Eukaryota; Viridiplantae; Streptophyta; Magnoliopsida; Fabales; Fabaceae
Product: probable UDP-N-acetylglucosamine--peptide N-acetylglucosaminyltransferase SPINDLY
Exons: 11
Coding region: 80-2110 (676 amino acids)
Molecular function (GO): protein binding
Source: RefSeq, a predicted model, not a curated record
AAACGCGAAACCUAACAGAAAGAAGAGAAGACCGUGGUCGUUGUCAACAGAAGGCAGAGAAAAGAGUUCUCAGUGAAGCAUGAAAAUGGCGGAACAAAUCGAAGCAAAGGUCGCAGCAACUCCACCACCACCACCACCAACAACCGAAGCUGCAGAGAUUCCUUCUAGCUCCAAUUCCAAGGGUCUUAACCCUACCAAGCUCGUUGUUCUCGCUGACCUCAACGAUCCUCCUGAAGCUGCCGACGACGACGACCCCCUCCCUCUCCCCCUCCACCAUAAUCUCCCUCCUCCUCCACCGCCACCACCGCUUCCGCCGCCUCCAAUCACCAGGGUGGCAAAUGAUGAAAACAGCCAAGACAAGAGUUUGUUGUCCAAAGAAAAUGAUACAGUUGAAGGUGAAGGUAAAAAGUUGAACAAAUUGGGGAAAUCUCGCUCCAGACUUAGCAAGACAGAUUCUUCUCUUGACUGUGGAGCUGAUGCAGAUGGUGAUCAACAUGUUCAGGGGGCUACUUCCUCUCGGGAGGAAAAAGUUAGCAGCAUGAAAACUGGCUUGGUUCAUGUUGCAAGAAAGAUGCCCAAGAAUGCUCAUGCUCAUUUUAUUCUUGGCUUGAUGUACCAAAGAUUAAGCCAACCUCAAAAGGCUAUAUUAGCUUAUGAGAAGGCUGCCGAGAUCUUACUCAAGCCUGAGGCUGAGAUUGACAGGCCAGAGUUGCUUUCGUUAGUUCAGAUUCAUCACGCACAGUGCCUGAUACUAGAAAGUUCAUCAGAAAAUAGUUCAGAUAAAGAACUUGAACCUCAUGAACUCGAAGAAGUUCUCUCUAAACUCAAAGAGUCAAUGCAGUCAGAUAUCAGACAGGCAGCUUUAUGGAAUACACUAGGUUUUAUUCUUCUUAAGAGUGGCCGUGUGCAGAGUGCUAUCACAGUUUUGUCAUCAUUGUUGGCCAUUGCACCUGAGAACUAUGAUUGCUUGGGGAACCUUGGGAUAGCUUAUCUUCAAAGUGGGAAUUUGGAAUUAUCUGCAAAAUGUUUCCAGGAGCUCAUCCUGAAGGAUCAAAACCACCCUGCAGCUUUAGUAAAUUAUUCUUCCCUACUUUUGUGUAAACAUGCUUCAGUCGUAGCAGGUGCUGGUGCCAGUGCUGCUGAAGAUGCUUUGGCAGAUCGUGCUAUGGCUAUUCAUGUUGCUAAGGAAUGUUUGUUAUCUGCAAUUAAAGUGGAUGGCAAAUCAGCCCAUAUAUGGGCAAAUCUUGCAACUGCAUUUUCUCUGAGUGGUGAUCAUCGAACAUCCAGCAAGUGCUUGGAGAAGGCAGCAAAACUGGAACCCAAUUGCAUGUCUACUCGAUAUGCUGUUGCUAUCCAUCGAAUAAAGGAGGCAGAAAGAUCUCAAGAUCCUAGUGAACUGCUUUCAUGCGCUGGAAAUGAGAUGGCUUCUAUAAUAAGGGAUGGUGAUUCAUCACUGGUUGAGCUUCCAAUAGCAUGGGCUGGGCUUGCCUUGGUUCACAAAUCUCAGCAUGAGAUAGCAGCCUCAUAUGAUAGUGAACUUCAUGAGUUGAUGGAAGUUGAAGAGUGCACUGUUAGCAGUUUAAAGCAGGCUAUAGCAGAAGAUCCAGAUGACCCUAUGCAGUGGAUUCAACUUGGCCUCCAUAGUCUUUGCGCUCGGCAAUUCAAAACAUCACAGAAGUACCUCAAAGCUGCUGUUGCCUGUGACAAGGACUGCAGCUAUGCUUGGUCUAACCUAGGUGUUUCCCUUCAACUAUCAGAGGAACGGUUACAUGCCGAAGAAGUAUAUAAGAAAGCUUUGUCUUUAGCAACUACCGAACAAGCACAUGCGAUAUUAUCCAACUUGGGGAUUCUCUACCGCUAUCAAAGACAAUACCAACGAGCUAAGGCUAUGUUUUCAAAGUCACUUGAACUUCAACCUGGAUAUGCCCCUGCAUUCAACAACCUGGGUCUUGUGUUUGUAGCUGAGAGUCUUUUGGAAGAAGCCAAGUAUUGUUUUGAAAAAGCCCUUCAAUCAGACCCUUUGCUUGAUGCAGCCAAGUCCAACUUGGUUAAGGUGAUUUCCAUGUCAAACUUGUGUAGAGACCUCUCUUCAUGCCACGUUAAAGAAUGAUAUGUACCAUUUGAGGGAAAAAAAAUGAGCAAUUGAGUAUAGUGUGCUUCUUGCUCACCCCCAAGUAUGUAAUUAUAUAUAGACUAUAGUCACUUAAUUGAGUGCAAUAAUUGGCGCAAAGCAACUUAGGAUGGUCAAAAAAGGGGAAAAGAAAGAUACGAGAGAAAACAUAUCCAUUUCUCAUCAUUAUGAGCUCAAAUGUUAAGCCUUGAGGAGAAAUAUUGAGUUUGUAAUUGUAUUAUUUAUAAAUUAAAUGGAUCGUGAGCCUUAAUGUAAAUAGUAGAGUUAAUAUUUAUCGAAUGUUUUUAAAA